Molecule: messenger RNA, 3411 nt
Organism: Priapulus caudatus
Lineage: Eukaryota; Metazoa; Priapulida; Priapulimorpha; Priapulimorphida; Priapulidae
Product: ATP-binding cassette sub-family F member 3-like
Molecular function (GO): ATP hydrolysis activity; ATP binding
Source: RefSeq, a predicted model, not a curated record
CUACCUUCUUCUGUAAUCCUUGAUAGCUCUACGUGUACGUCACUUGUGGGAAGAAGUAGAAACGUUUGAAAUCACUACAUAGUUUUUACCUGCGCUGGUUCCAUCAUGGCGUCCUCCAGUGAAAUUUUAAAGAGACAUUUCCCGGACAUAGAUUCAACAGUUUUAGAUUAUGUAAAUGGAAUUAUCGAAGGCGAUGCAGACGAAUUUAACGAGGCUCAAGAUCUACACGACGUGAUCGGUGACUUCCUGGUAGACUCCACCGGAAUCACGAGCGAUGACGAGAUACUAGACAUUUGCCAAGAGUUAUGGUGUAUCAUGAACGGCAAUGUUGAGCAGAACGGAGGAACGCAGAGAAGUGCCGUGGGUAUGCGAAAGCUGGACAAAACGGUACACCUCAGUACAAAGGCGCAGGAGCAAAACACACGGCUAGAGGCAGACUCGAGUAUAUGGCUCAAAGUAAAGAAAGACGAAUCGCAAGUAGAUCAGAAGAAGCUAGAAAAGGCAGAAGCUAGAUUGAAGCAGAAGCAGGAUAAGCGAUCUGGUGCACCGCCGGUAACAAAUGGCUACACACCUUCAGAAGCUACUGCUAGUCAGGCAACCAACAGGAAGGAGACAAAGAUGGAGGCCAGUGGCUCAAACAAAACCUUUGAUGUACACAUUGAGAACUGUGAUAUUGCAUUUGGUGACAAAGUAUUGCUACGAGGUGCCGACAUUCAGAUGUCGUUUGGCAGACGAUACGGUCUGUGUGGACGCAAUGGCAUUGGAAAAACAACUCUGCUCAGGAUGAUAUCCAGGCGUGGCCCACGACGAUGCUCGUCGUCUCGCACGACCGUGGCUUCCUCAACUCCGUCUCCACCGACAUCCAGCACAUGCACUCGCAGCGCAUCGACAGUUACCACGGCAACUACGACCAGUUUGUCAAGACGCAGAUGGAGAAGCACAAGAACCAGCAGCGGGAGUACGAGGCGCAGGUCGCCUACAGGAAGCAUCUGCAGGAUUACAUCGAUAGAUGGCGCUACAAUGCUAAGCGGGCACCACAAGCGCAGAUGAGAAUUAAAAUUCUAGAAAAACUGCCUCCGCUCGUGCCUCUUGUGAAGGAGGUGGAAGUAAUACUCAAGUUCCCCGAGUGCGACCAGCUAUCUCCGCCCGUACUGCAGCUGGAUGACGUCGGGUUCGCCUACAACGCCAGCAAGCAGAUCUUCAAGAAGAUAUGCGCAAACGUCGAUGGCGACUCGAGGAUAUGCGUCGUCGGCGACAACGGCGGCGGCAAGAGUACACUGCUGAAGAUUCUCAAGGGGGAGCUGAGUCCGACGGAGGGCCUGCGACACUGCCACCGCAACCUGCGCAUCGGCUACUUCAGCCAGCACCACGUCGACCAGCUCGACAUGGAUGUCAACUGCGUAGAGCUGAUGGCUCGGCGAUUCCCCGGUCAGAAGAUUGAGGAGCACCGCCACCAGCUGGGCUGCUACGGCGUGUCCGGCGACCUGGCCCUCCGACCGGUCAUCAGCCUGUCCGGCGGUCAGAAGAGCCGCGUGGCCUUCGCCCUCAUGGCGAUGACAAAUCCAAACCUCCUCAUACUCGACGAACCGACGAAUCACUUGGACGUCGAGACGAUCGAAGCGUUGGGGAAGGCGAUCAACAAAUUCAACGGCGGCGUGAUACUCGUCUCGCACGACGAACGUCUCAUCAAGCUCGUGUGCAAGGAGCUGUGGCUCGUCGGCUCCCAGUGCCUCGCCUCCGUCGAGGGCGGGAUCGACGCCUACAGGGACGCCAUCCAGGCAGAGCUGCAGGCCCAGGGAAGCAAGUAGAGACAGAGCUGCAGGCCCAGGGCAGCAAGUAGGAGCAGGGUGCAGGCCCAGGGAAGCAAGUAGAGACAGGAUCAGAGGUUGAGGGUCGGAAGGUCGGAAGUGGGGGCCCAGGGCACAAAGUGAAGGCAGGGUCGAAGAUAGAGGCAGAGUGCAGUUAAAAUAGAGGCUUGGUGGACGUGGCUGCAGGCCCAGGGAAGCAAGUAGAGGCAGUGUCAGAGGUGGGGGCCCAGGGAAGCAAGUAGAGGCAGGGUCAGAGGUGGAGGUAGGGUUGGCGAUAGAGGCCCAGGGAAGCAAGUAGAGGCAGGGUCAGAGGUGGAGGUAGGGUGCAGGCCCAGGGCAUAAAUUGAAGGCAGGUGCAUCACAGUGACACUGGGAUGCACCCACUUUAGUUCGUGUAUGCUGCACAGUUCGUGUCCUGCGCACAAGUAGAGGCAGUGUGCGAAGGAAGGCAUUGGGCCGGGUUCUCCUACCUUGUUUUCAGCGAGGUGUGAACUCGGUCAUGCGUGGAUAGUGAGCGUGUGUCAAUGAACACUUCUGAAGGACGUGUGGUCGUGGCUGCGCGCGCUUUUGUAAGCUUGUGAGAAUUCGGUGGCGGUUUGGACCGGGCAGACGUCGUUAGGUUACGUUUGCACCGCUGUCGCCUAUCGCGUCGUGUUUCAGCGCGGUUUCCUUCUCAUUACGGUUCUUGCGAUCGAUGUCCAUCUCACGUUCCCUGCACCUGCGAUCCUUGUCCGAUCCUGCAAUCUGAGUGAUAUUUCUGUGCUUCUCAGUCUUCCCCUGCAUUCCCCCCUGUUAGCUUCCACGCAUCCGGUGUUACUCUUUUGCUGCUCCCUCGGUUUUCAUGCCACAUUGCCUCUCCUGAGACUCCUCUUGCGCCAUUCUGAAAGGUUGCCUCAUCUAUAAUCUAUAAAUUAUUCACCUGCCAGCUCUUUUGGUACACGGAGAUGGCCUGUAUAUCUUAUAUUCUGCUACGUGGUUUCUACUCUUUGUACUGCUAUUUAAAGACAUUUUGUUAUCACCUUAUUUUGUCAGGUUUCCUUUUAGAAUUACAUUGCUCACCAUCAAAAUUGACAUCUAGCGAAAACGUCAGUCAGACUAAUUAAUUAUAUUAUAUUAAAAUGCAGAAAGUAAAUGCAGGCAUAGAGCCUUUAUGGUUAUUAAUGAGCGUGAAGACGAUACUGUAUAUAGCUCUGCUAGUGUGUAUUGCAACACACGACGGAAGGUUUUGCAUUGCUACGGGCAAUUGUAUUAUGGUACAUAUAUCCACCGCUAUACCCCUACUAACCAGAAGCGUAGCUAACCCAUUUUUGUUGGGGAGGUGAAGCCAUGUGCGUGGUGCCAGGUUGCCCACGCACAUGCCACGCCAUGUGCGUGGUUCCCCAGGAACUGGAAGGUGACUGCCAUUAACCAUGUAUUGUAUCUACUUUUUUCUUGAGGGGGCAACCGCCCCCCACCCCCCCGCUAGCUAUGGCCCUGCUAACAGUUCGAGGGCCAAUGUCCUGUUAUUUAGUGAGAGAGCGAGGACCUGGGUGCGUGCAUGUAUUAUAUGGUUUGACAUUGGCAAAACAAUAAAAGCAGCACCUUCGAUUUGAUGGAACAUAAA